CAGACGGAGCUCACUGGGCCCCAGCGGCCCGGAGGGCAGUGGCCGCUCGCUCUGCCCGCAGCUCUCCACGCGCAGCACCAUGGCCAGCCCGGGUCGCGAGGGCGAGCACCCAUCCGUGACGCUCUUCCGUCAGUACCUGCGCAUCCGCACGGUGCAGCCCGAGCCCGACUACGGGGCUGCCGUGGCCUUCCUUGAGGAGAGAGCCCGCCAGCUGGGCCUGGGCUGUCAGAAAGUGGAGGUGGCACCCGGCCGUGUGGUGACCGUGCUGACCUGGCCAGGCACCAACCCCAAACUCUCCUCCCUCUUGCUCAACUCCCACACGGACGUGGUACCUGUCUCCAAGGAAUACUGGAGUCAUGACCCCUUUGAGGCCUUCAAGGAUGCUGAAGGCUACAUCUACGCCAGGGGUGCCCAGGACAUGAAGUGUGUCGGCAUCCAGUACCUGGAGGCUGUGAGGAGGCUGAAGGCUGAGGGCCACCAUUUCCCCAGAACCAUCCACAUGACCUUUGUGCCAGAUGAGGAGAUUGGGGGUCACAAAGGCAUGGAGCUGUUUGUGCAGCGGCCUGAGUUCAAGGCCCUGAGGGCUGGCUUCGCCCUGGAUGAGGGCCUGGCCAACCCCACUGAUGCCUUCACUGUCUUCUACAGCGAGCGCAGCCCCUGGUGGGUGCGGGUCACGAGCACCGGGAAGCCCGGCCACGGCUCGCGGUUCAUCGAGGACACAGCCGCAGAGAAGCUGCACAAGGUCGUGGGCUCCGUGCUGGCGUUCCGGGAGAAGGAGAGGCAGAGGCUGCAGGCAAACCCCCACCUGAAGCUGGGCGCCGUGACCUCUGUGAACCUGACGAAGCUGGAGGGCGGCAUGGCCUAUAACGUGGUCCCGGCCACCAUGAGCGCCAGCUUUGACUUCCGCGUGGCCCCGGAUGUGGACCUGAAGGCGUUCGAGGAACAGCUGCGGGGCUGGUGCCAGGCAGCUGGCCAGGGGGUCACCUUCGAGUUUGUCCAGAAGUGGACGGAGCCCCGAGUGACAUCUACUGAUGCCUCAGACCCCUGGUGGGCAGCAUUUAGCGGGGUCUGCAAGGACAUGAGCCUCACGCUGGAGCAGGAGAUCUUCCCCGCUGCCACCGACAGCCGCUACCUCCGCGCGGUGGGGGUCCCGGCUCUGGGCUUCUCCCCCAUGAACCGCACGCCCGUGCUGCUGCACGACCAUGAUGAGCGGCUGCACGAGGCCGUGUUCCUCCGUGGGAUUGACAUAUACACACGGCUGCUACCUGCACUGGCCAGCGUGCCCGCCCUGCCCAGCGACAGCUGAGCCCACGCUCCCAGCCUCUGCCCCUGGAGCUUCCACCUGGCCCGUGCCCAGGCCCCUCUCCCCUGCCCCACAAUAAAGUCUGUGUGUGGCCAGGGCCGCUGAGACACUGGCAGCAGCAUGUUUGUAGAGCA
Molecule: messenger RNA, 1437 nt
Organism: Myotis lucifugus (little brown bat)
Lineage: Eukaryota; Metazoa; Chordata; Mammalia; Chiroptera; Vespertilionidae
Gene: ACY1
Product: aminoacylase 1
Exons: 14
Coding region: 80-1306 (408 amino acids)
Biological process (GO): amino acid metabolic process
Cellular component (GO): cytoplasm
Molecular function (GO): aminoacylase activity
Source: RefSeq, a predicted model, not a curated record